Messenger RNA from Sinocyclocheilus anshuiensis, 3382 nucleotides. Its product is annotated as equilibrative nucleoside transporter 2. Lineage: Eukaryota; Metazoa; Chordata; Actinopteri; Cypriniformes; Cyprinidae. Gene Ontology annotation, molecular function: nucleoside transmembrane transporter activity. The record is from RefSeq and is a predicted model, not a curated record. The transcript has 13 exons. Gene Ontology annotation, biological process: thymine transport; hypoxanthine transport; guanine transport. Bases 178 to 1524 code for a protein of 448 amino acids. Gene Ontology annotation, cellular component: basolateral plasma membrane; plasma membrane.
AACACCGUUUUUGUCCACAUGCACACUCACGUUUAGUGUAGUUAAACAGUUAAAGCACUCAUGUACAGACGUUUUUUUUUUGGACAGUCAGUUCUGUGAAGGGACUGCAGUACGUCACCUAGAUCUUUUCUGUAUUUGGAGUAAAGGAAGUUUUUCGACAGCUGCCACCUGUACAAAAUGAGCCCAAGAGAAGACGCCCCUGCAGACCGUGGUUUCCUCGUGGGGAUCAUAUUCUUCAUCCUUGGCCUGGGAACGCUGUUGCCAUGGAACUUCUUCAUGACGGCGUCUAUGUAUUUCAACAACAGACUCAACACGUCUGAAUGGAGUAAUGGAACAGUAACCACCAGGAAGGAGUAUUAUUUCAAUAACUGGAUGACUCUGCUGUCCCAGCUGCCUUUGCUGCUCUUCACUUUGCUCAACUCUGUUCUCUAUCAGUGGAUCUCAGAGAAGAUGAGGAUAGCAGGCAGUCUGGUCUUCAUCCUGCUCCUCUUCAUCCUCACUGCUGUGCUGGUGAAGAUCCCGAUGGAGGAGGACCGCUUCUUCUCCGUCAUCAUGGCAACCAUUUGGCUUAUCAAUUCGUUCGGGGCCGUGUUACAGGGAAGUCUGUUUGGUUUGGUGGGUUUGUUCCCGCAGAGGUACAGCACUGUCUUUAUGAGUGGACAGGGACUCGCUGGGACAUUUGCUGCUCUUGCAAUGAUCUUCACCAUCGCAAGUGAAGCUGAUAGUGAAUCUGCAGCUCUGGGUUAUUUCAUCACUCCGUGUGUCGGGACCCUCGUCACGCUCUUCAGUUACAUGCUGCUGCCAAAGCUGGAGUUUGCUAGAUUUUACCUGGACAGCAAAUGCAAGAGUUACGAGCUUGAGACGUCUAGCCGGCUGCUGCCUACAGAUGCUGUUGAGGACUCUGUGAAGAGCAGCAAUCCUAAUAAAGGUGAAGAGGAGGGUGUGAAGCAGGCCUUCAUCACGCUGCUGUCAGAAAACACGUCGUCCCCUCAGAAGAGCUCCAUCCUGCAGGUCUUUAAAAAGAUUUGGCUGAUGGCGUUUUGUGUGACGUUUGUGUUCACAGUUACACUGUCAGUUUUUCCUGCGGUGACGGUGGAUGUGAAAACUGUGUAUGGUGGGAAAUGGGAACGAUACUUCAUUCCUGUUGUUUGUUUUCUCUUCUUUAAUGUGAUGGACUUUAUUGGCAGAUCUGUCACGUUAGUAUCUAAGUGGCCCUCUAAAGACAGUCGUUUGUUCCCGGUGCUGGUGGUUUGCCGAGUGAUCUUCGUUCCUCUGCUCAUGAUGUGUAACGUUCAGGAGAGACACUACAUGCCUGUGCUCUUCUCAAACGACGUCAUGUUUGCUGCAAUCAUGGUGUGUUUCUCCGUGUCCAGCGGAUACUUUGUGUGUCUGUCCAUGACGUACGCGCCACAGCUCGUGGAGCCUAAAGAUGGCGAGACGGCCGGCGCGUUGAUGACGUUUUUUCUGGCUCUGGGUUUGUCGUUGGGAGCAGCGUUGUCGUUCCCGCUGCGUUUUCUUGUCUGACGCUCACGAUCUCACUCUCACUCCUGAAUCCUCGGCUCUCAGGGUGUCUGCAGUUGGGCUGCGAUAAUAAAUCGAUGCAUAGCGAUUCGUGGAUCGAUUCUGAGCUUAGUUUUAGCCCUACGCUAGUUUUUAAGUCAUGCAAGUGGUUAAAUGUACUUGCACCUUUAUGCUUUUAUGACUAUGAAUGUUCCCACUGUGAACACUUUUGCAAUUCGCUUCAACCUUUUCAAACUGUAUGAAUGAUUAUUUUAGGCUCAAGCGUGUGCAAGGAACUGGAAGCAAGCAGAGCACGGCUGUUUCUAAAGCACGCACCUGCUUGUUCAAAACUGAGCUCAGAAUUGAUUCGAGAGAGAAUCGCGAUGCAUUUUUACAAUCUCAGAGUAAAUGUAGAAUCAUUGCUUGAUGCAUCAGUAUAUUUUCCCAGCCCUAGUCUGCAGUUUCAUUGAACUUUGUAAACAAAAGUGCACAAAGCACAUUUUGGUUGCACAAAGUGCUCUAUCUGGUCAUCUAGUUUAUUAUUUUUAUGAAUUUUUUUGAAAGGCUGGUCAUAAUUUUAAGUCUUGCAUAAAAAAAUAGAUUGGUCUAAUUUAAAUCCAAAAAAUAAGACUUUUAAUAUAAAUAGUAUAUACAGUAUUAUUAAAACAUACCUUAUCUUCUAUGGUAAUUUUAUAGAGAAGCUUUGUGAAAAAACAUCCAAAUGGGAUCCAUUUUUUAUGUUAUUGCCCAGCCCUAGUCGCUAGUAUUAUUGUUAUCGAUAUGAGAUCAUCUUCAGACGGUGGAUGCAACACAACUGUUGCUACCAUGAACAAUAGAUUAUGGGAUGAAGGAUUUUUUUUAAUGCAAACAAUUGCAUUCAGGGAAUUUGUAAGUUUUGAAAGGAACAUUAUUAUGUACAUUUCUUGUAAUAAUAGAGUGUUUAUUACAUAUAUAUUUACAUUUUCUAUAUAUAGAAAGUCUGAGACCACGAUCUCAUAAAAAAACCUGCAAAUACAGUUUUGGGAUUUUGAAAAACAUAAAAUACAGCAUCUCUGAUUCUGUACUAUUUCUAGGUCAGUAAUCGCAUAAGUAAAAAAAAAAAAAAAAAAAGUACGACUCCUUUGUACAAAAGGUCAAAUUUUCGUGCAUAAAAGCACACAUGCUCUUAGCCCGAGUUAUGCUGGGAUAACAUGGAUCAUCAGGUUUUACUUUCCUCAGCUUUUCAAAUUAUGCUGAUAAUGGGAAAAAAAUGAAUGUAUUAUAAUGCCAAAUAGUGCAUUUGCACUAGUAAUCGCAGAUGUAUGGACUUUGUGCUGUAAUGCAUACCACAUCAAGCCUGUAACAUGUUCAAACAUGCAUAGACAGGUAUCGAAGACACACAUCUGAAAAUUAAUGUAUUAUUUUUAGGGUCCCGCAGGCGAGACAUGACGUAAAAGCAUUCCAGAUUGUUCUCUUGUUUUUGACAACAGUAAAUUUAAUUUGGACUCUUAGAUCAGUUUUCAAACUGAGCUCCAGAGAAAAUUUCUUAAAAAAAAAAAAAUAAAAAAUUUAAAUAAACAUUAUUUAUCCAAUUUGACAUUAUUUCCAAUUUGUUCUGUUUCGUAAAGACUGGUUGGAAAUGAAAUGAAUCAUGAUUAUUUAAUUCUGUUGAAGGAAUUAACUAAUAGUGUGUAGAAAAUAUGCUUUAUUUAAUACGGAAUACAAACAAAAAGAUAUUCUCCAUAUGUUUUAAUUGCAUAGAUUUUUCCCCACUUUUUUGGUUUUUGUUUAAUAACUAUAAAGACAACAAGUAGGCUCGUCGUCUCGUGUGGAAACUGCCUUAAACUGACCUGACCUUUCAUUUCACUCUCAUGCAUAUGGAAUAUAUAUAUAUGAAGCUUUG